Limanda limanda (common dab) is the source of this 4425-nucleotide messenger RNA. RefSeq names its product terminal nucleotidyltransferase 5Aa (gene tent5aa). The transcript has 2 exons. The record is from RefSeq and is a predicted model, not a curated record. Lineage: Eukaryota; Metazoa; Chordata; Actinopteri; Pleuronectiformes; Pleuronectidae. The coding region runs from base 723 to 1928 and encodes 401 amino acids. Gene Ontology annotation, molecular function: poly(A) RNA polymerase activity; RNA binding. Gene Ontology annotation, biological process: mRNA stabilization.
UCUAGGGGGAAGGCAGCUGGAUUCACUUCAUGAACCGGGAUCCUUCCGCAGCAGCUUGAUGGGAGCUGCGCGCGUAUAAAGUCCUCAAGCUUUCUUGUGAGGGGGGUGGUUGAUCGUCGGGAAAGGAGGAUUGUACCAAAAAGUGCGACUAGAGGAGCAGCUUAUUCAUGCAAAUUCAUGAAAUCAUAGGCGUGCCUUUGGACGAUGGAGUCACGGCCGGAAAAACAAACCCCCUCCUGGACGCUCAGUGAGCUUCACAGACUGUGAUGCGCUGAGCUCGGACGCACUGACGGCGGCACCGGGGCGACUACUAGAAGAGCUCAGAGACGCACAGGAGAAAGUAAGGGCUCGUCUGUCUUUCCUCCUCCUGCUGACUGGCUGCACCUCGUCCUCCUCUCCCAGAACCACCAGCACCACGGACCGCUGCGCCACUGGACCUCCACCCGCAGCCAGCGCCUUGUGCCAACCGUUACGCACGGCCACAACUAUCCCUAUCCGCCCUGGCUCUUUAAUUAUUUUUUGUUUCUUAUUUUAUUUUUUUUAUUUGUACUUUUGUUUAUUUUAUGUGUCACAGUCGUUUCAAUUCCCGGGAACACCGAUGCGGAUGAACUUACAGCCGAGCUACGCCAGAGUCUGCGCGUAAAGACGCCACCGCCGAUUCGUUCCCGUUUUGACGAAAAGGUUUUUAUUCUUAUUUUUAUUUGGACUUUUCUCGCCGCGCCAUGUCCGAGGACGACAGCAGCUCCACGGUGAGCUGCAGGUCCGACCCCGAGGGGAGCAGCGUCAGCGUGCUGAGCUGGGAGCAAGUGCGGCGGCUGGACUCCAUCCUGACGGAGACCAUCCCGAUCCACGGCCGCGGGAACUUCCCGACCCUGGCGAUGCAGCCGCGGCAGAUCGUGAAGGUGGUACGCAGGCGGAUGGAGGAGAAGCACAUCCACGUGCGGGACGUGAGGCUGAACGGGUCCGCGGCCAGUCACGUGCUGCACGAGGACAGCGGACUGGGCUACAAGGACCUGGACCUCAUCUUCUGCGCAGACAUGAAAGGAGAAAGCGACUUCCAGACCGUGAAGGACAUAGUGCUGGACUGUCUCCUGGACUUUCUGCCAGACUGUGUGAAUAAAGAGAAAAUAUCGCCGUUAACGUUAAAGGAAGCCUAUGUGCAGAAGAUGGUGAAGGUGUGUAACGACUCAGACCGUUGGAGUCUCAUCUCGCUCUCCAACAACCGGGGGAAGAAUGUGGAGCUGAAGUUUGUGGACUCUCUCCGGCGGCAGUUUGAGUUCAGUGUGGACUCAUUUCAGAUCAAGCUGGACUCCCUGCUGCUGUUCUACGAGUGCUCAGAAAACCCCAUGGCUGAGACCUUCCACCCCACCAUCAUGGGAGAGAGCGUAUAUGGGGACUUUGUCGAGGCCCUGGACCACCUACGUCACAAGGUCAUCUGCACCCGCAACCCGGAGGAGAUCCGAGGCGGGGGUCUGCUGAAGUACUGUCACCUGCUGGUGAGGGACUUUAUAGCUGACUCCGAGUCAGAGAUGAAAUCCCUGCAGCGCUACAUGUGCUCACGGUUCUUCAUUGACUUCCCUGACAUUGGUGAACAGCAGCGAAAGCUGGAGUCAUACCUUCAGAACCACUUUGUGGGCCUGGAGGACCGCAAGUACGACUACCUGAUGACCCUGCACGGAGUGGUCAACGAGAGCACGGUGUGUCUGAUGGGACACGAGAGGCGGCAGACUCUAGGGCUGAUAGCCAUGCUGGCGGUGCGAGUGCUUGCCGAGCAGAACGUCAUUCCCAACGUGGCCAAUGUCACAUGUUACUAUCAACCUGCUCCUUAUGUGGCAGAUGGCAACUUCAGUAACUACUACAUAGCACAGGUUCAGCCAGUGUUUGCUUGCCAGCAUCCUGCGUACUCCACCUGGCUUCCCUGUAACUGAGACCGCCCCGAGGGGAGGAGGAUGGAGAGAGUGUAAUUUGUUUAAACAGGAUCAAGCGGCAGAGUUGCCGCCUUACACCUGCCCAGUGUUUGACAGCCGACAGAAAAAGGAGUCUUCUUUUUAAUGUCAAAGCUUCAAGCUUGUGUUUUUGUUUAUAAGCUGAGGAUGAAUGCUGAAUCCAAUCCAGUUGGCUUUCAAUUCCAAUACUAUUCCGAUGAGAACAUCUCCUCAACGUCUCCUGAUCCUGCACAGGCCAACUAAAGGUUUGGGGAAGGCUUCAUUUGGGUAGAGCUUGGAGGUAAAGGCUGAAUGCAAAUAUGUGACAGUCUCUUAAACGCGAUCAUCAACAAGACUGAUCAAAUCUGUCAAGAAUGGAUUAGCCAGCACAUUCCAGCAUCAGGGCAAACGGCUGCAGCAGUGUCCUGAAGAUGACAGCUACUGCAGCCCAGCAUUCAGGGGUUUGUUUCUCAGUCCCCAACACACACACACUCACACACACAAACACACAAACACAUACAAUCCCACACACACACCUACACACAAUGUGAUGCCAUCACAGGCAUCUUGAGGGCUACAGCCCAACACCCAGGAUACUCUAGAGAUGAACUGGGAUGCUGCUAAAUUAGUUUGGAUAACAAACCGGCAUCUCCAACUUGCAUCUGGAUAUAAUUAUGGUUGUUUACAGACCAAAGAUUUUUCUUUUUGAUUGUCUCUAACCUUAAAACCCGAUUUUGAUGGGGUAAAAAAAUAAAAGAUAAAAAAUAAAUCUAUGUCUAUUUGUAUAUGUGAAUAUAUAUAUAUAUGUGUGUGUUUAUAAGUGCCUAUUUGCCAUAUGACUUUUUUGAAUUAGUCCCACUCUAUUUCGAAGUCAGGCACACAGACAUCAGCAGCUCAGAGGCUUGUGAAUGUAUACGUGAGAUCAUGCACAGUCACUGUUUGUGUACGUUUCGAUGCAGAUAAGCAGCCAUGCAUCAGCAUGGUGUUUCCAGUAGAGUCAUGGUCAAUGUGGAAAAUCCAGAUUUUAUCUCCUCUGAGUGAAGAUAAAAUGACCCAAUUAACAAAUACAGGCGUUGUUCAGCUGCUUAUAGACCAUCAGCAAAAGAUUCACGCUCACACACACCCACUAUUUUCUGUGUAUUUUGUACAGCGGUGCUUCUCCCUUUCUCAUCGGAGAAGGGAAAAAAGUUCACAGGUUGAUAGAUAAGAGACAGAGUGAGAGCACAGGCUCCAGUCAGAGUCAGACAGAGAGCUGCUGUGUGUGUGUUCCUACGCUUCCUCCUGCAGCUGAAGGAUAUUUGCUGAGACACCUCAGAUGACGAUGAGACACUAUUUGCUGUAGCACCCUGGCAGGGAAUUCCUCAGCUUCUGCUGAAGAGCUUGAACUUAGCUGUAGAUUCGGAGCCUGCAGUCGCUCCGUUCAGGGUUCAGACAAUGAAAUGUCGUGCCAAACAUCUUUAGAGAAGACGAGGAAAAAGACAAAUAGAGAGAAGGGGACAUGCAGUCGUUGAAAGGCAGGAGGCAGAGUGAGUAUGCCUGGAGAGAUGGGUGCAGCUGGUGAUGGGGUCUAUCUCUUGAGGGCUACCAUGCUUUACUGUACAAACAGUCUCUGUUCAGGUCAGGUUGCAAGUUAAUGCACAGUGCUGCAGCUCGCCCCUUUUUCCAGGGGGCACCAAAACAACCGUUUCAGCAUUUGCUUUCUGUUUUGAUCACCUGUUGUUUAAAAAGAGUGAAUAAAACUGCGUUCACACCAGGUUCAACAUACUUUAAGUUGCAACUUAUAUUCCAUUUCUAAUGUUGCUUUGAUGAUGCCUAUUAAUGGUUUUUAUGCUUCAAUCCAAACCCAUUUUAAAGAACCGUAUAUAUAUGUAUAUGAUUACAUGCCACAGCUUUGCCGACACACUUAAUCUUUUGCAAACUUUACUGCAGCCUUCCCCAAAGGGGAUUUUUAAGCAUAAAGACGAAGGCUAGGCCCUAAAACCAGGAUCGACCCAGUCCUGCGACAAAAAGAUAAAUUCUCUCACUGAAGAAAAAAAGCGUGUAUUUUCUUGUCCUCUGUCUCGCAUAAUUCAGGUAAUCCAUAUCUGCUCUGUCCAGUUGUUUCCUCCUAUCAGUGACUGUCCACGUCGACGGUAACCUCCGGAUUGCGCAGGCAAUGUGUUGUCAUUUGAUACUCGGUGAAAAGCCGACUAGCUAGCUAUAGCUCUGUCAAAUAGUGAUUGUGCCUCUUGGUUAGAGAUUGUGGAUUACUGCUUCGUCUUGUACAUGUUGUCUCAGUUACCCAUUUCUGUCCAUGCUGUCUUUUACAAAUCACCCUUUGAAAAAAAAGAAAAAGAUUUUUGUCUUGUAUGUAUAUUUUUUAUGAUUGUUAUUUUUAUAAAUGUAUCAGACACUGCAGAUGUGGCAGUGCUUUGGAAUCAGUGAUCAGGCUUCAGGGGAUAUGUUCUCUAUAGCUGUUUUGCUAUAUUUUGUCAUGUGUCCAAUGGGUCAAAAGGUUAAA